AACCUUAUUCCAGUCAAAUUUUGACAGUUUGCCAUGUUGUCAUUGUAAUUAACCUCAUAUUAUGAACGCUUAUUUAAUCAAAUUAAUAACAGAACCGUAUUAUGUCUUUUUCUGGAUUUAGUGAAGAUGAUAUUCGUAAAAUAGCAAAAGGUCAUGACGUUAAUAAACAAAAAGGAUACCAGAAAACUUCCCUGAAGAAGGUUAGUUUCAAAGCGAGCCAUAAUGUGAGCACAUCUUCAAGAUCUAAAUCUUUACAUAACACUAAUACUGCUAGAAAUAAUACCGCCCAAGAAAUAUCUGAGAACGCCAAACUAAGUAUUCAAGAUAAACCUAAUGAUGUAGCUGAUGAUAUUAAGAAAACGCAACCAAAUCAACCAGCCAUAGAAGAAAAAUCAGACAAACUGAUAACUGAAACCGAUGAAACGAAAACUGAGCCUGUAAAAGAUGAAAAGAAAUUCAGAGACCUAGAUGAAUUUGAAGCAAGGCAAAAAUUAAUCGAAGAACAAAAUAGGAAACGCAAAGAACUAUUAGCUAAAGCGUUGGCAGACAGGACCAAAAGAACACAAGAGGAAGCGCAAAAGCUGAACGAAAUCCAACAAGAAUUUCAAAAAUUAGAUGCUAUGCUUUCUUGUGAUGUUAAAAUUUUGAGAAAGCAAAUUGAACUUGCCAGUAUAGAGUACAUGGAAUGUCAAAAAAAGUAUCACAAAGUAGAGAAAGAAUUUCUGGAGGCAAAAUGUUUGCUACACCAGAAACAAGAAAGGAAAGAAAUGUUAACUGAACAUUUGUGCGCGAUCAUAGAGAAGAAUGAAGAACGAAAGGCUGAAAAAUUGAAUGAAUUGAUGCAACGGUUGCAGCUAUCACCAGCAGAAGCUAAUCAGAAUGAAGAAAAUGUAACAGUGCAAAGCAAUACGAACAAAGAAAAUGAUGUAGGUAAUCCAUAAUAAGUGCAAUUUUAGGAAUUUUAUUGUGUUUUUUAUUGUAACCGCCGAAGUUUUGUAACGCGUUUUAAUAAAAAAAUUCCUGUAGAAA
Messenger RNA from Zophobas morio, 1029 nucleotides. It is a transcript of the gene Gorab, whose product is annotated as RAB6-interacting golgin. The transcript has 3 exons. Gene Ontology annotation, biological process: non-motile cilium assembly. The record is from RefSeq and is a predicted model, not a curated record. The coding region runs from base 102 to 941 and encodes 279 amino acids. NCBI's taxonomy places the organism in Eukaryota, Metazoa, Arthropoda, Insecta, Coleoptera, Tenebrionidae.